Molecule: messenger RNA, 5202 nt
Organism: Arabidopsis thaliana (thale cress)
Lineage: Eukaryota; Viridiplantae; Streptophyta; Magnoliopsida; Brassicales; Brassicaceae
Gene: HUA2
Product: Tudor/PWWP/MBT domain-containing protein
Exons: 10
Coding region: 431-4450 (1339 amino acids)
Biological process (GO): regulation of DNA-templated transcription
Cellular component (GO): nucleus
Source: RefSeq, marked reviewed
ACAAAAUAAGGUAAAUUGGAAAAUAAGGAAAAACCUUUUUCGAUUUCGAUCUCUCCUUGGUGAAAAAGGAAAUUGAAAGGGGAAAAAACGCCGACAACAGUAAACCAAACUUCUCACAAAAACUCCUUGGAAAGUUUUCACCUUCUUUCAGCCCUAACCCCAUCGUCUCUCUCUCGCGACCGCCUCAUCUCUCUCUGUCUGGAUCAAUCUCGCUCUCUCUUUCUCUCGGCUACGUCGCUGUUUCUCGUUUCGUGAUCCGUAGCUGUCUCCGCUACUACCUUAAUCAGCGAGCUUCUUCCGGUGGAAUAAUCUUCGGAUAGGAGGAAUCGGAGAAUUCUUCUAAUUGGGUGUCUGGGUUGGAUUGGAAUACGUAAUUCUGUUGGGUGUUCCAAUUUCGCGUUCAAAAUUAGGGUUUAUAGAGGUCUCGCCUAUGGCUCCUGGGCGUAAAAGAGGAGCGAGCAAGGCCAAAGCCAAAGGGCAGUUGGUUCUCGGUGAUCUGGUUCUCGCCAAAGUCAAAGGCUUCCCUGCUUGGCCUGCCAAGAUCAGCCGGCCUGAAGAUUGGGAUCGUGCGCCAGACCCAAAGAAGUACUUUGUUCAGUUCUUUGGAACAGAGGAAAUAGCUUUUGUUGCGCCACCUGAUAUCCAAGCCUUCACUAGUGAGGCAAAGAGCAAACUAUUAGCAAGAUGUCAAGGUAAAACUGUCAAGUACUUUGCACAAGCUGUAGAGCAAAUCUGCACUGCAUUUGAAGGGUUGCAGAAUCACAAGUCAAAUGCUUUGGGCGAUGAGGAUUCUCUGGAUGCUACUGAACCUGGUUUGACAAAGGCUGAGAUAGUGGAUGGAACAGAUCAUAUUGUCAUUGAGUCUGAGAGAACUGAUAACUUUAAUUUUAGGGUGGAUCCUUGCUUCCCCAAAUUAGAUGAGAAUAAUGGUGAGGAGAGAAAGGCUGAGAUAAGGAAGCUAGAUUCAUCUUCAUUUCUGGAAUCAAAGGUCAAAACCACAUCCCCUGUUAGCGAGUCACUGGAGCAUAGUUCAUUUGACCCUAAAAUAAAGAAAGAAGAUUUUGAUAAAGGAACUGACGGUAGUGCUUGCAAUGAACAUUUUGGUAAUGGCCAAAAGAAGCUGGCUAACGGUAAGAGAAUUAAGAAGGAAGCAGGUGGCUCUGAUAGAAAAGGUGAAGAUACAGUUCAUCGAGACAAAAGCAAUAACUCACAUGUGCCUGGUGGUCGAACUGCCAGUGGUAACUCUGAUUCCAAAAAAUCGAAAGGUCUGUUGACAGAGAAAACCAGCUCCAAAGUGUCUGCUGAUAAGCAUGAAAAUUCACCUGGCAUCAAGGUUGGGGUUUCCGGAAAGAAAAGGAGGCUUGAAAGUGAACAAGGUAAGCUUGCACCAAGAGUAGAUGAAAGCUCACGUGCUGCUAAAAAGCCGCGAUGUGAAAGUGCAGACAAUAAAGUAAAGUGUGAAAUUGAUGAUGGAUCUGAUUCUACUGGGACUGUAUCAGAUAUUAAGCGUGAAAUUGUUUUAGGAUUAGGUGCUCGCGGUGGAAAUUUUCAAUAUGAUAAAGAAGCAGUUGCAUAUACAAAGCGCCAGAGACAGACAAUGGAGCAUGCUACCUCUCCUUCUUUUUCUGGGUCUCGUGAUAAAUCUGGGAAAGGUCAUCUGGAACAGAAAGACCGUUCCUCUCCUGUUCGUAAUGUUAAGGCUCCAGCUGCACAGUCGCUGAAAAAACGGAGGGCUGUUUGUAUCUACGACGAAGAUGAUGAUGAAGAUCCAAAAACCCCAUUACAUGGAAAACCAGCCAUUGUUCCCCAAGCAGCAUCUGUUUUGACUGAUGGUCCUAAAAGGGCUAAUGUGUGUCACAGUACUUCUACAAAAGCUAAGAUAUCUGCUGGAUCUACAGAGAGUACUGAAGUAAGAAAGUUCCCUCUGCGUAAACAUUGUGAGGAUGCAUCACGUGUAUUACCAAGCAAUGCGGAGAAUUCUACUAAUAGCUUACCUGUGGUAAAACCCAUUAAUGAAUUGCCGCCAAAGGAUGUCAAACAGAUCUUGCAAUCUCCGAAGAUGUCCCCUCAGCUGGUUUUAACUAACAAGCACGUUGCAGGACAGCAUAAAGUUGUAAAAUCAUCGGUGAAAGUUUCUGGUGUUGUGAUGGCAAAGAAGCCUCAAAGUGAUUCUUGUAAGGAGGCGGUUGCGGGAUCUGACAAAAUAAGCUCUUCUCAGUCUCAGCCAGCAAAUCAGAGACACAAAUCAGCUUCAGUUGGAGAGAGGCUAACAGUGGUUUCAAAAGCUGCAUCACGUUUGAAUGACUCUGGUUCAAGAGACAUGUCUGAGGACUUGUCUGCUGCUAUGCUUGACCUCAAUAGAGAAAAGGGGAGUGCUACAUUUACCAGUGCAAAGACCCCAGAUUCGGCUGCAUCUAUGAAGGAUCUAAUUGCUGCUGCGCAGGCAAAAAGAAAACUUGCACAUACACAAAAUUCAAUUUUUGGGAAUUUGAACCCUAGUUUCUUGAGCAUCAGUGAUACACAGGGGAGGAGCCAUAGCCCAUUUAUGGUUCAGAAUGCUUCAGCUUCUGCUGCCAUCUCAAUGCCGUUAGUUGUUCAAGGUCAUCAUCAACAAGGUUCUUCUCCGUCAAAUCAUGGGCAUCAGUCCUUAUCAAGAAAUCAGAUUGAGACUGAUGAUAAUGAAGAGAGAAGACUUAGUUCAGGGCAUAAGUCAGUUGGAGGUUCACUUAGUUGUAGCACUGAGGCUGCUAUUUCUCGGGAUGCUUUUGAAGGCAUGUUAGAGACCUUAUCAAGAACCAGGGAAAGUAUUGGACGUGCAACUCGCCUAGCAAUUGAUUGUGCCAAGUAUGGGCUUGCUAGUGAGGUGGUGGAACUUCUCAUACGAAAGUUGGAAAGUGAAUCUCACUUCCAUCGUAAAGUGGACUUGUUCUUUCUCGUCGACUCUAUCACCCAGCAUUCGCACAGCCAAAAAGGUAUUGCUGGUGCUUCUUACGUUCCUACUGUGCAAGCUGCUUUGCCACGUCUUUUAGGUGCCGCUGCUCCUCCAGGGACUGGUGCUAGUGAUAACCGUCGUAAAUGUCUGAAGGUCCUGAAGUUGUGGCUUGAAAGGAAAGUUUUCCCUGAAUCUCUUCUGCGUCGUUAUAUUGAUGAUAUUAGAGCUUCUGGUGAUGAUGCAACUGGUGGGUUUUCCCUGCGACGUCCUUCUAGAUCUGAGCGUGCUGUAGAUGAUCCUAUCAGGGAAAUGGAAGGGAUGCUUGUUGAUGAGUAUGGCAGCAAUGCAACGUUUCAGCUGCCAGGGUUUUUUUCAUCUCAUAAUUUUGAAGAUGAUGAAGAAGAUGACGAUCUUCCAACAUCACAAAAAGAAAAAAGCACAUCUGCGGGGGAACGUGUCAGUGCUUUAGACGACCUGGAAAUACAUGAUACCUCGAGUGAUAAAUGCCAUCGAGUUUUGGAGGAUGUCGAUCAUGAACUUGAAAUGGAAGAUGUAUCAGGCCAGCGGAAAGAUGUAGCACCUUCCUCUUUCUGUGAGAAUAAGACAAAGGAGCAAUCACUGGAUGUUAUGGAACCUGUUGCAGAAAAAUCAACCGAGUUCAAUCCUCUUCCAGAGGAUUCUCCUCCGCUACCUCAGGAAUCACCUCCCCCUCUCCCUCCUCUACCACCUUCUCCCCCACCUCCAUCCCCUCCUCUCCCGCCAUCAUCUCUGCCACCACCGCCUCCCGCAGCGCUGUUCCCACCUCUUCCACCACCUCCGUCUCAGCCUCCUCCACCACCACUUUCACCUCCACCUUCACCGCCGCCUCCACCUCCACCGCCUUCACAAUCAUUAACAACUCAACUCUCCAUAGCUAGCCAUCAUCAGAUACCAUUUCAACCAGGAUUUCCUCCCCCAACAUAUCCUUUAUCGCAUCAAACAUACCCAGGAUCUAUGCAGCAAGACCGCUCUAGUAUUUUCACCGGUGAUCAAAUUGUCCAGGGGCCUGGAAAUUCUUCACGUGGAGGUCUUGUUGAGGGCGCUGGAAAACCCGAAUAUUUUGUGCAGCAGUCCUCCAGUUUUUCACCAGCAGGAGUGUGCAGCUCCAGGGAGCCUUCAUCAUUUACUUCCUCCAGACAACUAGAAUUUGGGAACAGCGAUGUACUUUUCAAUCCUGAAGCUUCUUCACAGAACCAUCGGUUUCAGCCGAGCACCCCUCUGUCCCAAAGACCUAUGGUUAGGUUGCCUUCAGCACCGUCCAGUCAUUUUUCGUAUCCAAGCCAUAUUCAAUCACAAUCUCAGCAUUCCUACACUCAUCCUUACCCUUUCCCACCUCAACGUGAUGAUGCACGGCGAUACAGAAAUGAGGAACCAUGGCGGAUUCCUUCAAGUGGACAUAGUGCAGAAAAUCAGAAUGGUGCCUGGAUACAUGGAAGAAAUUCACAUCCAGGCCUUCCUAGAGUCACAGACAGUAUGUAGAUGCUUAAAUCCUAAUAGACCCUUUACCUGUUAAGGUUUAUUAACUUGCAUGAUUGCUUGUGGAGUUGUAAUCAUUGUGAUACUUCUGUUGACUAUGAUUGUCUAGCUUGUAUGUUAAUGCCAUGGCUUAGUUCCUUGAAAUUGAUGGUCUUAUUUGCAAUUCUACAGGUUUCUUUCGGCCACCUCCAGAACGUCCACCUUCAGGGACAAUGAACUAUCAGCCUUCUGCUGCUAGUAACUUACAAGCUGUCCCUGCAAUUCCAGGUCAUACUGCUCCCCAGAUGCUACCGUCUCGGCCAGAUAUACCUACCGUGAAUUGUUGGAGGCCAGCUUGAAGUGAAGGUAGAAUUUUGUUGGCCUGCUCCUGUUAGUAUCAAUGGAAAAGAAGCUGCUAGUGUCUCAUUAACAAGGUUAAUCCUCUAGGUUUGGUUUUCUAAAUACUAAAGUCAAGUCUUUUAUCAGUGUUGUCAUCAAACAGUUACAGUUAUACUACUUUCUCUUCCAUGGAGGCCUUUUUCGGAUAUAUCCACUUCCAGAGGCACAAAAACUACUGCAGGCUUUUGCCAGGAUUCUGUAUAUUGUAUUUUUUUCCUGACAAAUGUAUCUGUGGAUCAUAUUCUUAACAGUAUAGGUUCUUUUUUUAUUGGUUAGUACUUCAGUUCCUGUAAUUAUGCCAAUCACAAUUUGCUCAAAGCUUUUACUGGAAUGAUUUGAUCUUCAUAGUCAAACAUAGUUUUUUUUUUCAGUUUUUG